GUGAAGCCUUCGCCACCGGUCGGUAUAGGUCAGAGUUGGGGGUUCGUUCCUGAGUAAGCAGCUACCGUUCCACUCAACGAUGGAAGUCGGUCAAAUUGCGACGCCCCUGGUUGUCCUGGUCGUGGCCCUGACCUGCUCCGCCGCACCCGAGGGAAGCAGACUGGACGAAGAUUGCGGAAACACAACGUGCAUUCCAGAAGAGUGCGAGAUGAUGGGUUCCGUUUGUGUUGAGAACAGCUGCGGACAGCUAGAGUGCGUUAGUCAGACCACUGCACACCAUUCGGGGAUGUGCCCCUACAUGGGAUCGGCACCUGAUGGGGAGUGUACCGACAACGAAUCGGAAACCACGUGCGAUGAUCUCGGCUGCCAGAAGGAAGGAAAAGUUUGCUGCCCGGACAAAUGCGGCUACCUGCGCUGUACAUGAGCGCGCGCUCCAGGGGGCUCUGAAGCAACUAUAGAAAGCAACGGUAUCAGCGCACGGGCGCUCUCAAUAAUAAAUGA
Messenger RNA from Dermacentor silvarum, 501 nucleotides. RefSeq lists its product as uncharacterized. Bases 80 to 424 code for a protein of 114 amino acids. The transcript is spliced from 2 exons. Lineage: Eukaryota; Metazoa; Arthropoda; Arachnida; Ixodida; Ixodidae. The record is from RefSeq and is a predicted model, not a curated record.